This is a messenger RNA of Caenorhabditis bovis, 960 nucleotides long. The record is from the annotation of a GenBank genome assembly. NCBI's taxonomy places the organism in Eukaryota, Metazoa, Nematoda, Chromadorea, Rhabditida, Rhabditidae.
AUGUGGCCGCUAGUCGAUGUUCGAAGUCUGACAGCCGAAUCACUUGCGCGCGCAUCGCUCAUUCUUGCCGUUGAUCUACUACUCAUCGUCACUUCGAUUCUGAACAUUUCAGUAAUCGCAUUUACCCCAGACCUGUACGACGUUAUUGGGUGUUAUUUGAUAUCAUUGUCUGUUGCUGAUCUACUAACUGCCAUAUUAGUGAUACCAUUGAGUAUUUAUUCGACAUUAGAAACAAAUUGGAGAAUUGGCGGCGACAACUCGCUGAUAUGCAAAGGUUCCGCGUACACUCAAAUAUCGUUGUUCUGCUCUACAGUAUACACAUUUGCUUGGAUAUGCAUAGAUCGAUAUUCUGCGAUGAUGAAACCGUCGCGAUACAGCGAGCAAUCUUUGACAAGGUGUAAAUGCUGGAUUAUCUUUAGCUGGAUCACAUCAAUGCUAUUAUGUUGUCCUAUCAUUGUAGCAAAAAUGCAGGUGGUGUUCUUUCCCGAUGCUCAACUUUGUGUUCUCGAUUGGUCAGCAACAUCCGCUUACAGUAUAACAUUGCUACUGUUAGUGUUAGUUCCGACACUGGUUACUGUAGUGAACACCGGCUAUAAAAUUGUAUCAGCGAUGAGGAAUCCGGCAGCGCUAGAUGAUAGUCAACGAAUGGUUAUUGAGACGGACCCAAAUUUUAUAGUAACUAUUUUCUUAUUUGUCACCUUCAUCCUAUCAUGGCUACCCUUAAUUGGUUUGAAGAUGUAUGAAGUGUUUGUGGAGCCUCAUGGCGAAACAGAUCUCUCCAUGGUAACAUUCACAUUUGUCUGGCUCGCCGUCUCCUCGCCGUGCUGCAAGUUUUUGAUCUACAUGUUCACCAACAAUGCAUUCAGAAAAUCGCUCAUUUCGAAAUUCAUAUGCUGCUCUUGCUGUACAAGUCGAAAUCGAUAUGAAUACCAUGGAAUAGGGAAUAAUUUAUAUUUGUGA